GGCACUGAAAUGGUCUCACCACAUGGCAUACCAUCGGAUUUGCUGGAUCGAAUUUUGAUAAUUGUUACGAAGCCCUACAAAACCGAGGAGAUCUUGGAAAUCGUGAUGGUACGAGCGGAAGCGGAAGGCGUGAAGCUGGACGAGCAGGCUAUCGCUUAUUUGAGUAAACUGGGCACAGACACAUCGCUGAGAUAUGUGGUGCAGCUGCUCACUCCGGCCAAACUGCUCGCACAAGUGAACGGACGUGAUACGGUCACGAAGGAAGAUGUUCAGCAGUGUGCCGAACUGUUCAUUGAUGCGAAAACUUCGGCACAGUUGGCUCUUUCGAGAAAAAGCGAUGGGCAGGCAGCCCCAGAUGUGUCUGCAGCUCCUGCAGCAACAAGCACGGGCGCUACUACUACUAUUCAACAGCAGCAGACGAAGACAGACUCAGCAAAUGAUGUGGAGGAUGUUCCAAUGGAAACGAGCAAAGCGUAG
Messenger RNA from Gongylonema pulchrum, 477 nucleotides. NCBI's taxonomy places the organism in Eukaryota, Metazoa, Nematoda, Chromadorea, Rhabditida, Gongylonematidae. The record is from the annotation of a GenBank genome assembly.